Labeo rohita (rohu) is the source of this 1449-nucleotide messenger RNA. RefSeq names its product E3 ubiquitin-protein ligase NHLRC1. The transcript is spliced from 2 exons. The record is from RefSeq and is a predicted model, not a curated record. Bases 93 to 1277 code for a protein of 394 amino acids. Gene Ontology annotation, molecular function: protein binding; translation repressor activity; ubiquitin protein ligase activity. NCBI's taxonomy places the organism in Eukaryota, Metazoa, Chordata, Actinopteri, Cypriniformes, Cyprinidae. Gene Ontology annotation, biological process: negative regulation of translation; proteasome-mediated ubiquitin-dependent protein catabolic process; protein polyubiquitination.
AUGAUCAUCAGCCAAGCUGCUGUCGUAAAGCUCUCUCUCAUCCCCUCAACCCUUUUCCCAGUCAUUAGGCCAGCUUUUAUAUAAAGCACAAGAUGUCCGAGACACCCGUCCCAGCACAUACAAGAGCAGAAGACGUCCUGACAGAGAUCCGCUCAAACCUGCUAGAGUGCAAAGUGUGUUUUGAAAGCUUUUCCCUGCAGAAGCGAGACCAAACGGCUCGAAACCUUCCCUGCGGCCACGUGCUCUGUCUCAAAUGCGUCUGUGCCUUGUCCCACCCCGUCCAGCAGAAACUGGAGUGUCCUUUUUGUAGGAAACUGUGGGACGUUGGCAGCACCUCUGAAUGCCGUGCGCUCGCCGAUCUCCAGGAGAUUCUGCUGUGUGAAUCUCGUCCCAAAUUGUCCACUGAUUAUAGAGGAUGGAGUGAAAGCUUAGGUUUGGGGACGCUGCGUCUCCUUUCGGCGUUUGGAGGAUGGGGGACGAUGGUCAACCCUACUGGAAUGGCUUUGGACGAAACAUCAGGACAGAUCGUAGUGGUGCAUGAUGCUGAAAAACGAGUCGCUGUUUUUAAUCCACAAGGAACGCUUUUAAACACCUUUGGACGGCUGUCCAACAUCUGUUAUCCACUAGAUGUUGCGUUGACCAAAACUGGACACGUUUUGGUCACCGAUGCUGGUGAGCAGUCACUCAAAGUCUUUACGUCCAAAGGACGUCUUCUGGCGACCAUCCAAGGUUUCCAAUUGCCAUGGGGUGUUGAUGUGGACAGCCGUGGACGUGUUUUAGUGAGCGACGCUCUAAUGGGAACCCUAAACCAAAUUGUAAUGGACUUUUCUACUGGUGUAGUUUUAGCUAACCGAGUCGUUCUGAAAGAACUGACCCAUCCACGUUCGGUUGCUUCUUGCAGAGCUUCAGGAAACAUCGCAAUCGUGGAGCGACUGCAAGCCAGCUUCACGUUAAGGUUAUUCAAUAGUGACUUUGUUCCUUUGACGCAGGUGGAUGGUUUUGGCCUGAAAUUGAAGAACACUUUGAGUUUGGUUAUAUCUGCGGUGGCUUUUGAUAGAAAUGGAGACAUAAUUGUUGGGGACGUCCAAAAUGGAAUGGUUUGGAGUUUGGGAAAGCUGCAGAAAACCCCUGAGUUGACUCCGCUAGUGAGCGGACUGAUUCGUCCGGCGGCAUUGGCUGCGACAGCGUCGAAUGUGCUUGUUGUCUUGGACAGUGGCGAUCAUGUGCUCAAGUUCUACACCGAGGACGCUGAAGACUUGUAUUGUGAUAAAAAAUGAGUCGUUACUGUUGUAGUGUUAUUGAUUACAAAUUACAUGACAAAAAUUGUAGUUAGUAACGUAAUCCAUUACAUGUCUAGGGUAUUGUAACAGGAUUACUUUUGGAUUACUUUUGAACUGUGAUAUGCAAAUGUGUUAUUUAUUAACUUAUUAAAAUGAGCUGUGUAGAUUA